CAGGAUUGCAAAUGACUGCACCACAGCACUGGGCUUUUUGCCAUUACUCUUGUGACUCGCUGCCUGCAUCUGACUUCACAUCCACCAGCAAAUCUACCUUUUUUCCCGCGCUAUCAAACUACUCCAAGUCCACAGCUGGGUUCUUUUGAUCGAUCUAGAACCAGCACUGGUGGCCAAACAGUAACACUCGAGAAAACACUUCGGAAAUCAUACAGAACCCGCCAACCACCUCCUCCAGGUCGUUCGCUUUUCACCACCACUACACCUCCCGUUGCCUCUCAACAACCCGCCCUCUAAUCCGGCGUAACCUCUACAUUGUCGACUCUCCCCCUGCCUUCCAGUGAACCAAGAACCCAGACGGUCACAAAGCAGAAGACGACCCAGCGCAACCUAAACAAACCCAACCAUGGCUGUGCGAGCGCAAUUUGAAAACUCGAACGAAGUCGGCGUCUUCGCCAACCUGACCAACAGCUACUGUCUGGUGGCGAUUGGGGCGUCGGAGAACUUCUACUCGAUCUUUGAAUCCGAAUUGGCAGACUUGAUCCCGAUUGUGCACUGCACGAUUGCGGGCACACGCAUUAUCGGCCGGUUGACGACGGGCAAUAAGAACGGCCUUCUGGUCCCGACCUCGACGACCGACCAGGAGCUGCAACAUCUGCGCAACAGUUUGCCGGACAAUGUCAAGAUUCAGAGAAUAGAAGAACGGCUUUCAGCUCUGGGUAACUGCAUCGCGGCCAACGACCACGUGGCGCUCGUGCACCCGGACAUUGAACGAGAAACGGAGGAAAUCAUCGCAGACACUCUAGGCGUCGAAGUGUUUCGACAGACCAUUGCCGGCAACGUGCUGACGGGGUCGUACAUGUCUCUGUCGAACCAGGGUGGCAUUGUCCAUCCCAAGACCAGCAUCCAAGACCAGGACGAAUUGAGUUCUCUGCUGCAGGUGCCCUUGGUCGCCGGAUCCGUCAAUCGAGGAAGCCCCGUCGUCGGUGCCGGUAUGGUAGUCAACGACUGGCUGGCCGUGACGGGGAUGGACACCACCGCCACUGAGCUGAGCGUCAUCGAGAGCGUCUUCCGACUCGGCGAAGGUGCCGGCCCCGGUGGUCUCGAUGCCCGCAUGAACGCCAACAAGGAGAGUAUCGUCGAAAGCUUCUACUGAGCACUGGUAGAAACCAUCCAAAAGCCGAGAGCAAAACCGAAAGGAGCAUCGCUUUCUUAUUACCCAUCAUUAUCGUCAUGUGCGGCCAUGAUUUACGACCUUCUGCCUGCGCCGUGAUGACUGACGCUGUGCACUAAAACGGCCAUUAUCCCUUCCAGCUCAUCAACUGCUCCCCCUGGAAAGAACUGGAUGCUCUACCCAAGACGACAAAGACCUACACAGUCAUAUUUACGGGAUCCCCGAAUACCGCCCUUGACGUUUUCACAGAGGGAAAGCCGACCAAUGCCACCUUUGUCUCUCGCAGCGCAGUGGCGGCGCUUUGCCUUUUUCAACAUCGCUUGUCAACGGAGCGGACUCAACAUUAUCCUUGUCACGCCGCCCCCGCAGGCCCUGUCUUCGUGCUCUUUUCUGUACAGUUUCGGUUUCGAUCGUCCGGCAGCAGGUAGCAUUGCAUUGGACUGCAUCUGCAUUUCGCUGCUUUAGUCUGCAGAUGGAAGGAGAAAGGAAUGAGCAUGAUAAUGCAGCUGCUGGGUGCAUGAGAGCAUAACACCGCGGAGAUGUCUGACAGGUCCACGUUUGUUUUUCAUCCAUUGCAUACUUGAACAGGAUCGUGGCGAGCGUAGCAUGCGUGGUUUGAUUGAGCCUGCAGUGGCUAUCUUUCCGGCCUGAUCUGCUGCAUGACCAUACUUGACUUGACCUGGCAUGAUCCCUGAGGAAACAGAGUUCUUCUAACUACCUAGGUACCUGUAUCCGGUAUUGGCCAGGUAAAAGGUGGACCAACAGAUAGACACCGUAGCUAGACAGUUUCGCCCGAGACCUCCUCCUGGGUAGGAAAGAAAAGCAAGCUGAGGGACAAAAAUGAAUCUUCAUUUCUGCCAUUCCUGUUCAGAUCAAGAUCCCUUCCUGCCAGUGUGCCAUACUAGCAGUGCCCAUACCAAGCUAUGGAUUGUAUGUACUAUCCAAAUGGUUUCGAAACUGAAGUGGUGCAGGUAGAACUCGCUCGAGACGCCUCAAGCAGGCACUGCAUUGCAGAAGAGAUAGGACGAAUAUGCAUUUCUGGACUCAGACUCGAAUGACUGGCAGUU
Messenger RNA from Exophiala dermatitidis NIH/UT8656, 2241 nucleotides. Its product is annotated as eukaryotic translation initiation factor 6. Gene Ontology annotation, cellular component: cytosol; preribosome, large subunit precursor; nucleolus. Gene Ontology annotation, molecular function: ribosomal large subunit binding. The coding region runs from base 407 to 1156 and encodes 249 amino acids. Gene Ontology annotation, biological process: cytosolic ribosome assembly; assembly of large subunit precursor of preribosome; maturation of 5.8S rRNA. The record is from RefSeq and is a predicted model, not a curated record. NCBI's taxonomy places the organism in Eukaryota, Fungi, Ascomycota, Eurotiomycetes, Chaetothyriales, Herpotrichiellaceae. The transcript has a single exon.